This is a messenger RNA of Acanthamoeba castellanii str. Neff, 2064 nucleotides long. RefSeq names its product F-box domain containing protein. The transcript is spliced from 8 exons. Gene Ontology annotation, molecular function: protein binding. The record is from RefSeq and is a predicted model, not a curated record. Gene Ontology annotation, cellular component: cytoplasm; nucleus. Gene Ontology annotation, biological process: regulation of barbed-end actin filament capping. Bases 1 to 2064 code for a protein of 687 amino acids. Lineage: Eukaryota; Discosea; Longamoebia; Acanthamoebidae.
AUGGCCGAGCAAGAGGGCGAGCGAGGGGAGGACUGCUCAGGGUGGCGAUUGGUGCCGGUGGAGCUCACGCUGCAGGUGUUCUCCUGGCUGGAACCUGGUGACCUGGCGCGAGCCGAGCUCGUGUGUCGGCGGUGGCGCGCCACGAUCGGACCCACGUCACCGCACGCCACCUUCUUCUGGCGCACCGUCCACGAAGUCCGCUUUGGUGGCGCGUGGGUGCGACCAAGCAAGGAGCAGCUCCGGUGGCAGAAGCAGCGCGAGGACAGAGUGGCCGAUGCGGUGGUGGCGGCAUCAUCACCGCCGGCCUGGACCGUCACAUGCGGCCACCAUGUGCUCCUGCGCCAUCUGCUGGCCACCCAACCCGUUGCCGCUGUCGCCGCUUGCCAGCGCGUCGGCAGCGGGAACUUGGUGCGCUGGGCCGUGUCGAGCGGCAGCGAGCCAACGGUCGAUCUGGUGACUCGCCACGUUGACGUGCCGGUGGAGGCUAUCGUGUGUGAUGAAGCCUUCAGGCUGGGCUCCUCCCCGCAGGCCAUGGUCGACCUGCUCGUGCAUCGCUUCAUCGUCGCCACUCGCGGGGGUCAUCGAUCUUCGCCUGUCGCCCCCGCAGCAACCGCAGCCGACUGGCCCUCCGCCGCCAUAUCUCAGGCCUGGUACGUCGAGCAGUUGGACGAGGCGCUAGCCCAGACCGUGGUACGCGGUCGGCGAUGGUCAGCGGCCGAACUGUUUGUUCUCGCGGGCGAAGGCCGGCACGUGGGUGCGAUGGCGCUUCUCCUGGACCGAUGCGCCACCGAGGCCGCGAGGCAGAAGCUCCUGCAGGCUACCAAUCAGAAGAACAACACCGCGUUCCUGGAGGCGUGCGACCGCCGCCAAGCGAAGGUGCGCGACACCACGGGCCUCGACAGCAUGUCGGCCCUCGGACUGGCCCUGAGGCGAGGCGAUGUGGCCAUGGUGCGAGCGCUGCUCGGUCGCGGGGCUCGGGCAAACGGCAACGGCAGGGAAUCAGUUCCGCCGCUGUGCCUGGCUGUCUCAGCGGAUGCCAACAGGAGAGAGCUGGUGGACUUGCUGCUGCAACACGGCGCCGAUGUCAACGCGCGCAACCGGCGCAAUGGCAAGACGUGCCUGCACGCGGCCUGUCGGUUGGUGCCGCUCGACAGCGGGAUGAUCGGCUACUUGCUCGACAAGGGCGCCGACCCCGGCAUCGUGGCGAAAGGCUGGAGCGUGAUGGGCUGCUUGCUGGCGAUGGCACCACCUGUCCCCGCCACCAACAAGAAGACCGAGUACGCGUGCGAGGUGUACAGCGAGGAGAGAAUGCGCGCAGCCCAACAGCUUUUGGCGCGAGGAGGCUCGCCAGCUGGCGGGGUGGGCAAGCCCGGCCGGUCGCUGGUCGCAAUGGUGCUGCGGUGGGUGCACAUCGAGGGGCGCUUCGACAAGCGAAGCGAGGAGUACGUCAUCCGCAUGCUGGACCUGCUGUUGGUCCACGGCUUCUCUAUCCACAGCGAGCCGAUCGAUACGCUGGCGCCUCUCGUCGGCUGCAGCGCGCCGAGCAUCAUCCGCCACUUGGCCGCCACGCAAGACCUCAAGGCUGUGCUGGGCGAUGCCGGAGGCCGCGUCGCGGUUCUCGCGCCCGCGCGCCGUAUGUGGAUCGGAGUCAGAAACCGAGACAACAUGCGGGAGCUCUUCGCCGUGCUGGGCGUCAGGCUCGACACCGGCGAUCCGCCGCCAGUGCACGUGCCCAACCUUAUGGGCUCGUCGUAUCUUGAACUACUGACGGAGAUGGUCAAGCACGGGGCCGACAUCAACGCACGCGACAGCGAGGGUCAGACGAUCGCCCAUUGCUUCGUGCUCGAGAGCCGCAGCGCGCCGACCACGGGCACGCUGCGCGCGUGGCAGCGGCUCGGGCUGGACUUUUCGCUGCGCGACGGCCACGGCCGCACGCCGGCCGAGGCCUAUCGGGCGUGGCGCAGGGGACUAAGGAGCAACCCGUACUACGUCUACCAGCAGGAGGAAUUGCAGCGGGUGUUGGAGAACCUGCAAGCCGAGUGCCAAGCAGUACACCAGCCCUGA